Grosmannia clavigera kw1407 is the source of this 1251-nucleotide messenger RNA. Its product is annotated as succinyl-diaminopimelate desuccinylase. The coding region runs from base 1 to 1251 and encodes 416 amino acids. The record is from RefSeq and is a predicted model, not a curated record. Gene Ontology annotation, molecular function: hydrolase activity. NCBI's taxonomy places the organism in Eukaryota, Fungi, Ascomycota, Sordariomycetes, Ophiostomatales, Ophiostomataceae. The transcript has a single exon.
AUGGAUGCCCAUUUUGUCUCAGCACGGAUCGCAGAGCUCCGUGCUGACCUAGUCGGCGCAGCACAGGCGCUUGUGCGGGCGGCAUCGCCAGAUUCGCUCGACACAGCCGCAGUGGCUGGCAUAGCCGAGGCGCUGAUUCAGCAGCAGAUUCCCCAUGUCCGCAUCAGUCGCUAUUCGCCCCUCCCAGGCCUUGUCAACGUCGUUGCGACCGUGUCGUCUGGCCGGCCGGGACGGCGACUGGUCUUCAAUGGCCACCUUGACACCUAUCCUCUCUGUGCAGAGCUGCCGUGGACGCUCGACCCGCUCAGCGGUGCUCUCACGGCCGACAACCGCAUCCAUGGUCGCGGCGUCUGCGACAUGAAGGGUGGCAUCGCUGCGUGCUUGGUUGCGGUCCGCGUGCUCGCUGAGAACCGCGACCGUUGGGCUGGCGACCUGUCGAUCACGCUGGCCGGCGACGAGGAAACCAUGGGCACGCACGGAUCCCAGUGGCUGCUCGACAACGUGCCCGAAGCCCGAGGCGACGCCAUGGUCUGCCCCGACGUCGGCUCGCCAGACGUCGUUCGGUUCGGCGAGAAGGGCCUCUGUUGGUUCGAAAUCGCUGCAGCCGGUACGGCGGCACAUGGCGCCCACGUGCACAAAGGGGUCAACGCGGUCGACCGCCUCCGCCAGGCUCUGGAUGCUAUCAAGGGCCUCGAGACCAUGCCGAUUCGCCCUGCACCGGCCGAGAUUGACCGCGCCAUCGAAGACGCAAGACCUAUCUCGGAGGCCCUGUCUGGUCUCGGAGAGAGCGAGACCCUUCGACGUGUCACUGUCAAUAUUGGCCUCAUCAGCGGCGGCACUCUGCGCAAUCUUGUGCCGGCAUCAGCACACGCAGAGGGCGACAUACGACUCCCCAUCGGCGUCACCGUCGCCGACGUCAGAUCCUACAUCGAGAAACACGUCGCUUCCAUUGAGGGCAUAUCGGUGAAGAUCGUUAGGGCAUAUGAACCGUCCUACACACCACCGUCACACGAGCUAGUACAGACAGCAAUACAGGCAAGCAUUUCAGUUCUAAACAGGCCAGUCGUAGCCAACAUGCGCGUCGGUGCUAGCGACACCCGGCUGUAUCGUCCAGCUGGAGUGCCGAGUGUGGUGGUCGGGCUCACGCCAAACGGGAUGGGGGCUGAGAACGAAUACGUGGAGGUGGGCGAGCUGGAGCAGCUAUCGCAGAUACUCGCAUUGAUCGCUUAUAAAUUCCUGACAGAAAAGUAA